AUGCGGGGACGAAUAUUUCCAACUGCUAAUGUUUCUACCGCAGGCAGCGUAUCUUCGUACGUUCAGAUCAAUAUCUACGAUACGACAGUGGAAGAACUUCACAGUAAAGGAGUGGACAUAGAGCAGAUUCUUCACCAUUCUGGUUGCCGUUCUAUCAUAAUGGAUGUACCCAUAAUAUCUACGAAACUGAGGAAAGUGACCAAAACUGGUAGUGGCCGGCCCAAAAGCUGCGGGAUUGAAUUUCCCACCCUUAGCGCCAAGAGACGUCAAUCAGAGAGUAGUUGUGUUGAUGUCGACGCAUCUGAAAACCAUAAAGAGAUUUUGUGCGGAUCAUUGGUACAAAAUCAGUCGGAAGAGGAGUUUAUGGACUGCAGAGAAAAUCUCAACGCAGUGUCUACUGGUGGCGGCCCUCUUGCAUCUACACUUGUCUUGAGCGACAAUCAUAACGACUUUUUCGACAAUGGCAUCUCAACAGUUGUCCCCAACGCCUCUUUCAAUGAGCCUUCGGCAAAACCCCUCGAACCAUGUGUUUAUGCCGAUAUGGACAACUGGCGGGAAUCUUUAACUGUUGGAGGAGAACCACAUUCGAAUGGAGUUACUGCCAAGGAAGCCAACAAGUUACAUGAAGGAUCUCAGCGGGGCGCAGUUCUGAACACACCAAUUUACUCUUCCUUGAAAGGAGCUACUGAAGGGUCUUCUCUCCAUGCUGCACUUCUUAGGAAUCCCUCAGAGCCAGAGGAUGUUGCAAUCCAAAGAAAUCCGAAAGUGAUUGACCUACCUAAGGCUUCAACCGAGGCUGCAGCUAACGGGAAAGUGACGAGCAGUGCUAUCACUGACACUAGCUCUCACGCAAAAUCGGUUCCCUCGCCAACAAAUGCAAAAAUCCCGAUUACGAAGAAGGGGACGAUUCCAACAUGA
Cylicocyclus nassatus is the source of this 918-nucleotide messenger RNA. The record is from the annotation of a GenBank genome assembly. NCBI's taxonomy places the organism in Eukaryota, Metazoa, Nematoda, Chromadorea, Rhabditida, Strongylidae.